UAGGCGAACGGCCUCGUGAGUUAAAUUCCCUAAAUAAGCGCGCUAUCAGCUAUUAUAUCGUUUCAAAAAAACAUCAAACGUUAUAUACGAGCAAAAUGUAGUCAUUUAUGUGUUGAAAGUGAAUUAUUUUACGCGAUAUUGUUGUUACUGCAGGUACUAGUUCUGUUGGCGGAGGCACAUCGAGGUACGGUCGCGGUUCGUUGUUUCCAAAGCGCGGCGCAAGUUCUGUUGAGGCUUGAUUGACGGACUGUAGGCGGAAACUCUACGCGGUAAACUUUGUACGAUGGUCGUAAAGGGCUAGUUUUGGGGGUUUGUUUUUGGUAAUCACGAGCAGCCUAAAUCGUGACUUUCACACAGACACGUAUAUCCGUCCUCGAGCUCCAGAUCCCGCGCGUUUAGUCUGCUGAGUUGAGCUAAUGUUUCCUAGCCUAGCAUAUGUGAGGUAAGCUCGGUGUCGAGGGAAGCGAUCUGCGGGGUUUGAUCUGGGAGCUGCUCGGAUCUCUGCACCUACCGCGGGCGAUGUUAGGGGGACACGGGACGGCCAGAGGGGCCGGGCGCUCCGGUAACGGCGCGGGGUUGACCCCUCUACAGGUGGGCAGCACGUCUGGGGCUUUGGGGGCGGUAAACUCUGCCAUAAACCUGCCCGAUGGGGGCAGAUACGACGACGGGCCGUCGGUGGAGGCUGUGCUGAGCGGCUCCGACGGAGACUCGGACUCCGGGGACGAUGAGGAGAGUCCCGCGGUGGACAGGAGAGGGGUGAAGCGGGAGAGGAGUGAGAUGGAGGUCGGUGUAUCCUCGGGAUCUCACGCGGGACUGUCGGCGGGAUACGGAGGGGUUUCCGCCGGGGUGGCCGGUGCUAAACCGGGCAAGAAAACGCGAGGACGGGUGAAAAUUAAGAUGGAGUUUAUUGACAACAAGCUGAGGAGAUACACGACCUUCAGCAAGAGAAAGACUGGCAUUAUGAAGAAGGCUUACGAAUUAUCCACCUUAACGGGGACACAAGUUUUGCUCCUGGUUGCCAGCGAGACGGGCCACGUCUACACAUUUGCCACGCGAAAACUUCAGCCCAUGAUCACCAGUGAAACGGGUAAAGCCCUUAUCCAGACCUGCCUAAAUUCCCCUGAUUCUCCACCCCGUACGGACCCUUCAACAGACCAGCGGAUGAGUGCCACGGGAUUCGAGGAGACGGACCUCACCUACCAGGUCUCAGAGGCUGAUGGUCUCACAGAG
Molecule: messenger RNA, 1230 nt
Organism: Sinocyclocheilus grahami
Lineage: Eukaryota; Metazoa; Chordata; Actinopteri; Cypriniformes; Cyprinidae
Product: serum response factor-like
Exons: 2
Biological process (GO): positive regulation of transcription by RNA polymerase II
Molecular function (GO): cis-regulatory region sequence-specific DNA binding; protein dimerization activity; DNA-binding transcription factor activity, RNA polymerase II-specific
Source: RefSeq, a predicted model, not a curated record